Messenger RNA from Mytilinidion resinicola, 1110 nucleotides. RefSeq names its product GroES-like protein. Bases 78 to 1073 code for a protein of 331 amino acids. The transcript has a single exon. NCBI's taxonomy places the organism in Eukaryota, Fungi, Ascomycota, Dothideomycetes, Mytilinidiales, Mytilinidiaceae. Gene Ontology annotation, molecular function: oxidoreductase activity. The record is from RefSeq and is a predicted model, not a curated record.
AUAUUCUCGGUUCAUCCAAAAGACUAGUACAAUCAUCAAAACACUUUCUUCAACCAUCACGAAUUUAUCAGUCCAGAAUGUCCACGAUGAAAGCAGCCACGAUGUCGGCCCCUGGCGGCCCUGAAGUUCUCAAAAUCACCACCCUACCCAUUCCCACUCCUAAAACCGGCGAAGUCCUUAUCCACGUCCACGCUCGCGGUCUCAAUCGCUCAGAGUUAUUCACCCGUCAAGGCCACUCUCCAGGAAUCCAGUUUCCACGCGUCCUAGGUAUCGAAGCCGUGGGUGAGGUCCUCUCCGCCCCAGGUAGCACGUUCAAAAAAGGUGAUGUCGUUGCCACUGCUAUGGGUGGCAUGGGGCGGCAGUUCGAUGGCGGCUAUGCGGAAUACACGUGCGUAUCUGCGACGCAGGUGCAGAAGAUUGAUGCGGAGGUGGGAGAGGGGAAGAAAGUCAGUUGGGAGGUGUUAGGCGCGGUGCCAGAGAUGCUGCAGACGGCGUAUGGGUCGUUGUUCCGGGCACUGAGGCUGAAGAAGGGGGAGAAGUUGCUUGUGAGGGGUGGUACGACGAGUGUGGGACUUGCGGCGGCUGCGAUUGCCAGGAAUUUCGGGGCGGAGGUAAUGAGCACGUCGAGGAGUAAGAGUCGGAAUGGGUUGCUGAAGGAGAGUGGUGCUACCCAGGUGGUGGUUGAUGGGGGAAGUGUGGCUGAAGACGUUAAGAAGAUCUGGCCUGAGGGUGCGGAUAAAGUGUUGGAGUUGAUUGGAGUGACGACGCUUGAGGACUCCAUGGCAUGCGUUAAAGAGGGAGGCGUGGUUUGUAUGACCGGGAUUGUGGGGAAUAAAUGGUCCUACGAAGACUUCAACCCCAUGGAGAAGAUCCCGACUGCGGUAUAUCUGACCACGUACUCUGGAGGGCCAGAUGAGUUCAUGGACACACCUCUAAACGAUUUAGUACAGCAGAUUGCAGAUGGGAAGUUGAAAGUACAACUCGGAACGGUAUUCAAGCUCGAUGAUAUCGCCGCAGCUCACACGCUAAUGGAGGAGAACAAGGCCGGUGGAAAGGUUGUAGUUGUAAAUUAGACCGUAUCUGCGCUUACCUCAUGCAAUGCAAAGCGAU